AUGCCCAUCGACCUUGGCCUUUCUCGAGUUGCGAGACUACUAUCGCACUUUAACAACCCUCAUUUGAAAUACAAGUCGAUUCAUGUGGCUGGUACAAAUGGGAAAGGGUCCACUUUGGCCUAUAUGUCAUCCAUAUUAACUCAACAUCGACUACGUAACGGCAAGUUCACAUCUCCACACAUGGUUGAAAUAAAUGACUGCCUAACAAUUGACAACAAAACUUACCCGAGAUCAAAGUUUGACGUGGUGAACAAAAUAGUUUUGCAAAAAGACCAUGAAUUGAAACUAAAAUGCACCGAGUUUGAGAUUUUGACUGUGACAGCAUUUAAAAUAUUCGAGUUGGAGAAAGUUGAGAUGGCGCUAAUUGAAGUUGGAGUAGGAGGACGUCUAGAUGCUACAAAUGUGCUACAGGCGUUUAAUGGUGGAGGAGGUGUAGUUGCAACUGGAAUUACAAAGAUAGGAAUGGAUCACGAGGGCUUAUUGGGGAAUUCAUUCGAGCAAAUUGCACAAGAAAAAGCAGGAAUCUUGAAGUCGGGCAUCCCAUGCUUUGUCGACGGGCUGAAUAGAGAAGAAGCUUUGCGUGUGAUCAUAGCCAAAGCGGAGUCCAUUCCAUGUGAGCUUACUGUUGUGGUGCCGAAUGAAAGUGAUCAAGGAUUAAUAAAGUUCAGUCCCUUGAAAGGCGAGUAUCAGUUGAGCAACCUUGCACUUGCACUACGAAUUCUUGCAUCACUUCGUCGAUUCUAUACUUUUUCAAGAGACCUAAUUGUAACUGGCAUUGAAAACACCUACUGGCCAGGAAGAUUGGAGUCUUUAAACAUUCCUGGCGUGGGGGAAGUUUUGAUCGAUGGUGCGCAUAACGAAGAUGCUGCUAUAGAGCUUGGGAAGUAUAUAAGAGCCAGUUUUCCCAACCAGAAUAUCACCUUUAUUGUGGGUAUGACUAAGGGUAAAAAGUUGGGCAGUAUAUUGAAGCAUAUUGUUCGGAAAAAUGAUACAGUCAUACCAACCUUAUUUCACCAACCCGACCAAAUGCCGUGGAUAAACUGUGAACCGGUUGAGAGAAUUAGUGAAGUGGCAAAAUUGUAUUGCCAAGUCAAAAUUGUAUCGGAGAAUGCUUUUAUCGGCGAUGUAUUUCGCUACUUGAAGGGUAAUAGAGACAUCGGUUCACCUGUCGUUGUAUGUGGAAGUCUAUAUUUGUAUGCCGAUGCUGUGAAGUAG
Messenger RNA from Lodderomyces margitis, 1215 nucleotides. RefSeq names its product dihydrofolate synthase. Gene Ontology annotation, cellular component: mitochondrion; cytoplasm; cytosol. Gene Ontology annotation, molecular function: dihydrofolate synthase activity; ATP binding; tetrahydrofolylpolyglutamate synthase activity. The record is from RefSeq and is a predicted model, not a curated record. Lineage: Eukaryota; Fungi; Ascomycota; Pichiomycetes; Serinales; Debaryomycetaceae. Gene Ontology annotation, biological process: folic acid-containing compound biosynthetic process. The transcript has a single exon. Bases 1 to 1215 code for a protein of 404 amino acids.